AUGGAGUGCCUACCUGCGAUUCUUAUCCCCGACGAAGUCAUCCGAGAAAUAUUGUUGUUCCUUCCUGUAAAAUCCAUAGUGCGGUUCAUGUCUGUCUGCAAAUCAUGGAAGCUCAUCGUCUCCGAUCCCCGAUUUGUGAAACUCCACCUUCAUCGAUCUUCAGCUAACACCGCACACUUUGCACACACCCGAUUGCUCUUCGAUUUGAUCAAUUCCCACAUCGACAAACCCUUUGAUCAAACAGAUUGCUCUGCCUCUGUGUCAUUCUCAUCACAACACCAAAAGGGUCAUGAUCUCUACCCAAUAGAAAAUGGGUAUGAGUUGAUUGGAGUCUGCAAUGGCUUGGCUUCUGUCAUGAAAUUGGAUUAUUCCUUUGCGAAGAAUUUGCAAUGCAGUGUUGUUCGGGUCCGGUUGUGGAACCCGGCUCGGAGGUUAUCGUCUCAAGUCUCACCACCUUUGUAUUUGUUAGAACCUAAUUAUUAUACUUUUGGGUUUGGAUAUGAUUGUUUGAAUGACACUUAUAAGACAGUGGCUGUGAAUCGUAAAGAGCGCGUCGUGAGAGUUUACGACAUGGGUGGUACUUGUUGGAGAAUGAUUCAAUCUUUUCCUGCUCCGGCGAUUGAGUUAGUGUCAUUGCAAAAUGGAGUUUAUGUGAGGGGCUCACUUAACUGGAUAGUAACAAACACCGAUGUGCCCAUUAUUGUUUCGCUUGAUUUGGGGAGGGAAGAGUAUUCACAAUUCUCAUUGCCUGAUUCUCUACACAAUGAAGAGCUCUUCCGUUUUCCAAUUCUUGGGGUUUUGAAGGAUUGCUUGUGCAUUUUGCACAAUGAAGGCAGGACGAGGUUUCUGGUUUGGCAAAUGAAUGACGUUGGAGCUUGGAUUCAGCUCUUCAACUUUGAAAGGACUACUUUAUUGAAUCCUUUUGGAUUUGUCUUGUCUCAGAAUGACGAGAUCUUGUUAAUGUCACGCCACGAAGUAGUUCUAUAUAACCAGAGAUAUAAUACUUUCGAAUUUUGUAAUGUUUGUAAUCAUCAUUCCAUUUAUAGUUGGAAUGCUGAUAAUCAGGUUGAAAGCUUGGUCUUACCUGGUUGA
Lotus japonicus is the source of this 1092-nucleotide messenger RNA. RefSeq names its product F-box/kelch-repeat protein At3g23880-like. The coding region runs from base 1 to 1092 and encodes 363 amino acids. The record is from RefSeq and is a predicted model, not a curated record. The transcript has a single exon. Gene Ontology annotation, molecular function: protein binding. NCBI's taxonomy places the organism in Eukaryota, Viridiplantae, Streptophyta, Magnoliopsida, Fabales, Fabaceae.